GCGCGGGAACCAUGCCCCUACAAGCUCCGAUGGCGGUGACGUCGUUCUAGACGCCGAUGCCGCAACCAUCACCUUUCCAGCCCCAGCUGGUCAGCACCAUGGCCCCUGUCAACUUGGCCGGUGCACUUAACGCUGCAGGGCCGUCGCGUCCCCCGCAAGCUACGGAUCCGCAUGUCACUCCUGACGGUCAUUGCGUCUCGAUUGAGAGCGAUGACGACGAGUGGGACAUCCCGAGGGCCCACAAGAAGAAGAAAGGAAAAAACAUCCGGCCAGCGACCUCCCGAAACUCCGCCUUCGAAAGGCUGGGGGAUAGGGAGGAAGGCCAUAGGAAGUCAGCCAAGCAGAGGCUGGGGCAGAGUGUUGCCCAUGUCAGCGCGUUCGCCCGGCUAGGCGAGGUGCGGGAGGCCGAGCCUGCCCGCACCCGGCGCUCCCGGUCUAACCAGCAGGAGCCAGCGAGGACGAGGGCCUCCCACCAGGAAGGGGAGGCAGAAAGCCAGCCCAGGUUACCGGUGGCGAACCGGUUAACCAUCCCAAACGACCGCAUCCAGCAGAUGGAGGCAAAGCUGGAAAGACUGGAAAAGAAGGUCGGGGAGAAGAAUGACCGGGACAAACCCCUGGCAGGGUCCCCGUUCACCACAAGGGUCCAUCUGACACCUUUCCCGCGAAAGGUCAAGAUCGACGCCCCCAGAUUCACCGGGAAGGAAGAUCCGGAAAUCCACCUAGACUUCUUCAACCAGAGUGCGACCAUGAACGGUUGCACCGAUGAAGAAAAGUGCCUACUUUUCUUCCAAACCUUGCGGAACCGAGCCACUGAAUGGUUCAAUAAGCUUCGCCCGGGAAGCAUUGACUCGUUCAGUGAUUUGGCCUCAAAAUUCAAGGCCAAGUUCCAAGAGAAUUGUACUAAGAGGAAGAAGUUCACCUAUCUUAGUACAGCCGGGCAGAAGGAGUCUGAGAACCUCACUCAGUUCCUUACCCGGUGGAAGGAAGAGGUAGACAAGGUGGAAGAGAUGGAUGACAAGACCGUCCUCUCCCUACUCUUGAAUGGCUUGCGUGCUGGGGAACUAUA
Cuscuta campestris is the source of this 1066-nucleotide messenger RNA. The record is from the annotation of a GenBank genome assembly. Lineage: Eukaryota; Viridiplantae; Streptophyta; Magnoliopsida; Solanales; Convolvulaceae.